Acinonyx jubatus (cheetah) is the source of this 1819-nucleotide messenger RNA. It is a transcript of the gene SLC35G2, whose product is annotated as solute carrier family 35 member G2. NCBI's taxonomy places the organism in Eukaryota, Metazoa, Chordata, Mammalia, Carnivora, Felidae. The record is from RefSeq and is a predicted model, not a curated record. Bases 395 to 1633 code for a protein of 412 amino acids. The transcript is spliced from 3 exons. Gene Ontology annotation, cellular component: plasma membrane.
UUUUCCUGGCGAAGCGCGCGGCGGACACAGCCGUCCUAGAGGCUGGACUAGGCGCGCGGUAGCGGGCAUCCCGGGCCGGAGCGCCGCGCGCCCCUUCUUCGCAGUGAAACGAAGAGAGAGAAAGCACAAGCGGGGAGAAGUACAGGGAGAGGGAAAGAAAGAAUCUUAGGCAGGCACCAGGCCCAGCACAGAGCCUGACACCCACUGGGCUGGACUAUGAUGAGAUCAUGACCCGAGCCAAAAUCAAGAGUCAGAUGCUUAACUGACUGAGCUACUCAGGCACCUCUGCAAAUAACAUAUUUGGUCAAACAUUUGUGCACUUGUUCUGUUCUACUCUUAGAACAAAUUCCUAGAAGUGAAAUUGUCAGCUCAAUGGAAUUGCUUAUCUGAAGAAAUGGAUACCUCUCCCUCCAAAAAACAUCCAGUUAAAAAACGGGUGAAAAUACAUCCCAACACUGUGAUGGUGAAAUAUACUUCUCAUUAUCCCCAGCCUGGGGAUGAUGGAUAUGAAGAAAUCAAUGAAGACUAUGGAAAUUUUAUGGAAGAAAAUCCAAAGAAAGGCCUACUGAGUGAAAUGAAAAGAAAAGGAAGAACUUUCUUUGGAACCAUGGAUACUCGACCUCCACCAACGGAAGACCCAAUGACGGAUGAUAUUGGACAAUUCCAGAGCUUUGCAGAAAAAAACAUUUUUCAAUCCAGAAAAAUGUGGAUAGUGCUGUUUGGAUCUGCUUUGGCUCAUGGAUGUGUAGCUCUUAUCACUAGGCUUGUUUCUGACCGUUCUAAAGUUCCAUCUCUAGAACUGAUUUUUAUCCGUUCUGUCUUGCAGGUCUUGUCUGUGUUAGUUGUGUGUUACUACCAGGAGGCGCCCUUUGGACCCAGUGGAUACAGAUUACGACUCUUCUUUUAUGGUGUAUGCAAUGUCAUUUCUAUCACCUGUGCUUAUACAUCAUUUUCAAUAGUUCCUCCCAGCAAUGGGACCACUAUGUGGAGAGCCACAACCACAGUCUUCAGUGCCAUUCUGGCUUUUUUACUUGUGGAUGAGAAAAUGGCUUAUGUUGACAUGGCUACUGUUGUUUGCAGCAUCUUAGGUGUUUGUCUUGUCAUGAUCCCCAACAUUGUUGAUGAAGACAAUUCUUUGUUAAAUGCCUGGAAAGAAGCCUUUGGGUAUACUAUGACUGUGAUGGCUGGACUGACCACUGCUCUUUCCAUGAUAGUAUACAGAUCCAUUAAAGAGAAGAUUAGCAUGUGGACUGCACUAUUUACCUUUGGUUGGACUGGGACAAUCUGGGGAAUAUCUACUAUGUUUGUUCUUCAAGAACCCAUCAUCCCAUUAGAUGGAGAAACCUGGAGUUAUCUCAUUGCCAUAUGUGUCUGUUCUACUGCAGCAUUCUUAGGAGUUUAUUAUGCCUUGGACAAAUUCCAUCCAGCUUUGGUCAGCACAGUGCAACACCUGGAGAUUGUAGUAGCUAUGGUCCUGCAGCUUCUAGUGUUACACAUAUUUCCUAGUGUCUAUGAUGUUUUUGGAGGGGUAAUCAUUAUGAUUAGUGUUUUUGUCCUUGCUGGUUAUAAACUUUAUUGGAGGAAUUUAAGAAGGCAGGAUUAUCAGGAAAUCCUAGACUCUCCCAUCAAGUGAAGACUUGAUUAUUAUUUUGUUAACAUUCACUUAUUCAUAGGUACACUGCCAUUUUAAUGUUUACCUAUAAAUGUUUUGUGUUGUAUAAGUGACAGAAUGCUAUAUAAUAUAUAAUUAAUAUAUGCAGAUGUAGAAAAUUCUAGUCUAAUAUAUUCAAAAACAAAUAUUAAUAAAUAUGUGAAACAU